GAUGCCUUUCAUCCUUUGCAACCUCAUCACGGUGAUCUUGGGGAUUCUUCUCAGCAAUGAUAUUGGGCUGAUAAUCGCGAUCUUCAAGAACAUGGAGAAUUCAGUGACCUUCUACGAAGCCUUCGUUUACUUGCUGUUCUUGGUCUCCACUUUUGGUGCGAUUGUGGCGCAAGUGGUGGGCAGCAUCUAUGGCUACCUAGCUUAUCGAGAGAUCCGCGACGGUGGCAUCACGCGCGGUGGGGGCGGCGAGUGGGGCAACAGUUACCCAGAGGCCACGGAGUCCCGCGAGGUGCGGCCAGUGAAUCAGGCCAACAACUUUCAAGCCUUUCAGGGCAGCGGACAACGCUUGGGCGGCUGAGGGAGGCGGAUGCCGUGAGCUGGCCGGCGAGGUCUUCUUUUUGUGGAAGAAACAGGUGGGUUUUAGGAGAUGGGCCAUACCAG
Molecule: messenger RNA, 441 nt
Organism: Durusdinium trenchii
Lineage: Eukaryota; Dinophyceae; Suessiales; Symbiodiniaceae
Source: the annotation of a GenBank genome assembly